UUCUCACCAUAAAACUCCCAUCACCUGUAGGGAAAUAGUGAGUUUCAGUCUUUAUGAGUCUACAUGUUAUGGUAGCUCAUUGUUGGUGUGUGUGAUUAGGAAGUGGUCAGUGUGAACAUGCUUGCCAUUUGCGCUUAAGGACUUUAAUGCAGCGAUUUAGAAUGAGUAAGCAUGAAGGCUUGUUCCUAUGCAGGGAGGACGACUAGCAGCACAAAAAUAUCUUUGCAAUGCCAGGAGGCUGCAUGCUUCUGGAAAUGUGUUAAGAAUAGACCCACAAUAGGACACGCUCCUGUCUUCUGUUGUCUGGGGGCAGACAGUUGUCUGCAGGGGACAGAAAGAAGAGGUAACUCCGGAUGUUUGCACGGUUUACUUUGUUCAGACUAUUUGGGUUGAUUGGAGCUUUUCAGAAUGGAUUUUAACCUCCAAGACCUUGCUCCGUUCAGGAAUGUGUCUCUCUGCUGACCACCUGGAGAAUGGUAGCCACCAUGACCCUCGGUAAUAGGAGUAGAUGUAAAAAGGCUAURAAGUGAGGGAUUUUAUCCAUUUGGCCGACAACCGAGCAGGACGGGGAGAUUUCUGAAGACCUUGGGCGAAGCAAACAUGGUUGGAUCAGGUGCCUCAGGCUUCAUCUUUAUCUCCAUCAAUCACAGCAUCCCUUUGAUGGGAAAAGUGUGGCUCGUCGUGAUGGUCUUCGUCCGUAUCCUGGUCCUCCUCUUSGCCGGUUACCCUCUCUACCAGGACGAGCAGGACCGAUUUGUCUGUAACACGAUUCAGCCCGGCUGCGCCAACAUGUGCUACGAUCAUUUCUCUCCCGUCUCGCUCUUUCGUUUCUGGCUGGUGCAGCUCAUCUCUCUGAGCCUCCCCUUCAUCAUCUUUGUCGUCUACGUGGUCCACGAGGUGACAAAUACCCUCUCGGUGGCCCUGAGCGCCACCGGCCAAGCCAAAGCUUUUCAGCUGUUUAACGAGUCGAGCUUGAACAAGGUGCCUCUGGUGAUUGAGCAGCGAGCCGGGGCACGGUGCUUCAUGGGAGCUUACUUCCUUCACCUGCUGUUCAGGACUCUGCUGGAGGCAGGGUUCGGGGCAGCUCACUACUAUCUGUUUGGUUUCCACGUCCCCACGAGGUUUCUGUGCCAGCAGGCUCCGUGCACCACCCAGGUGGACUGCUACAUCUCCAGGCCCACGGAGAAAACCGUGAUGCUCAACUUCAUGCUCGCCGUGGCCACGCUCUCGUUUUUCCUCAAUGCUGUGGAUCUCAUUUGCGCCAUCAAACGCUUUGUGAGGCAGAAGACCAGCAGGAAGAUGAUGGUGGAGAAGAUGCUUGAAGAGGAGCGGUGUUUCCUGUCAGCUGAGGUGGCCUCAGCAGGGACAGAUCCAAACACGGGACUUGCUCAACGAGAUCCUGAUGCGCAGCCUGGGAAAACUGGGAGCUUCAGGAAGAGGCGCGGCAGCAGGGAUUCUUGUGGAGGAGGGAAACUUUGCUCUGGUCAGGAGGUGCCCACCCUGAAGAACCCGUGCUCUGUAGGAACUCCGUACUGCAGCAACAAAAACGACGACUACCCUCAAGAGGAUGUCCUGGAGAGGAAUGGUAGUGAGGUGGCUCUCUGCCCCCAGGAGCAACUAGGGACUCCAAAAUCAGUUCGAAUUAGCAAACGCAGCAGACUAAAACCUCCGCCUCCACCCAGACGAGAAGCUGGAUUAUCCUCUGCAGAGGCAGGAGMUCAAGUGGGGAGUAUUUCCACGUCCACAGCAGUGUGUACCAGGAGGGUGGGUCAGUGUGUGCUGCUGGAGCUGGGCGUUGCUCCUGAGCAGGGUAAUGAAGACGGGCAGGAGAAAAGAUCAGAGUGGGUGUGAGUUAAAGUUUGUUUCGCUUUAUUCCCAGAUUAUUUUAAUAUGGAGGAAUUAUCAAGUAAAUGUGAGAUUUUUACAAGCUUGUAAGGUGCUAUCGGAUGGCAGGGGACCAUUUAGGUUGUAUUGUUUUUUAUAUUAUCAGUACUAUUGUGGCUAUUUGAAGUCUGUACAUACUUAGCACAAAAAGUUUAGUUUAGUUUAAUAUUCAUUUCGAUUAAAAACA
This is a messenger RNA of Austrofundulus limnaeus, 2071 nucleotides long. RefSeq names its product gap junction protein delta 4 (gene gjd4). The record is from RefSeq and is a predicted model, not a curated record. Gene Ontology annotation, biological process: cell-cell signaling. The transcript has 2 exons. The coding region runs from base 601 to 1851 and encodes 416 amino acids. NCBI's taxonomy places the organism in Eukaryota, Metazoa, Chordata, Actinopteri, Cyprinodontiformes, Rivulidae. Gene Ontology annotation, cellular component: connexin complex. Gene Ontology annotation, molecular function: gap junction channel activity.